Pan troglodytes (chimpanzee) is the source of this 3851-nucleotide messenger RNA. It is a transcript of the gene CREBL2, whose product is annotated as cAMP responsive element binding protein like 2. Gene Ontology annotation, molecular function: DNA-binding transcription factor activity. The transcript has 4 exons. Gene Ontology annotation, cellular component: nucleus. The record is from RefSeq and is a predicted model, not a curated record. Gene Ontology annotation, biological process: regulation of DNA-templated transcription. The coding region runs from base 362 to 724 and encodes 120 amino acids. NCBI's taxonomy places the organism in Eukaryota, Metazoa, Chordata, Mammalia, Primates, Hominidae.
GAAUGCCGCGGUGCUACGGCAGCCGAAGGGGCCAUUCCGUGUGCAGCGCUCCCGCCCACUCUCCGGUCUCGGCGGCUCUCCAGAGCGUCUGUAAACACCCAGAGACUGUCAUGGAGGGGGAGGAGGAGGCGGCGGCGGCGAAGGGAGGCGUUUGGGGCCGCCUCCAGGGUCCGCUCUGCCAUUCCUGAACUGGUCCCUCGUCCCCGUGACUCUGGCAUCAGGGAAGCGAACUGUUAGGCGAGAGGAGGAGGCAGCCAGAACCAUAUCCCCUUCUUCCUCGGGGCGGGGGCCGGGCCAGGCCGGCUGAGCCGGGGGAGGGCUCCGGGAGGGAGUGCCUGGCCAGGCCGGCCUGUCUGCCGCGAUGGAUGACAGUAAGGUGGUUGGAGGCAAAGUAAAGAAGCCCGGUAAACGUGGUCGGAAGCCAGCCAAAAUUGACUUGAAAGCAAAACUUGAGAGGAGCCGGCAGAGUGCAAGAGAAUGCCGAGCCCGAAAAAAGCUGAGAUAUCAGUAUUUGGAAGAGUUGGUAUCCAGUCGAGAAAGAGCUAUAUGUGCCCUCAGAGAGGAACUGGAAAUGUACAAGCAGUGGUGCAUGGCAAUGGACCAAGGAAAAAUCCCUUCUGAAAUAAAGGCCCUACUCACUGGAGAAGAGCAGAACAAAUCUCAGCAGAACUCAAGCAGGCAUACCAAGGCUGGGAAGACAGACGCUAAUAGCAAUUCCUGGUGAAGAUUAUAUAAAGAUGAGUCAGUGAUUGAAGCCAAUAUUCUGAUUCCCAUGGAAGAUGGAUGGGCAAGAGUGUACUUCUUGGCUCCAUUUACUACCUACUGCUCAGUAGUCAUCUCUGUAAAUCUGCAAUUUCUACCAAAAUGUGUGAUCGUAGAUCUCAAAGGAUCUUGCUUUAACUUUCAACACUUAGAAAAUCUACAAACAUUCAGACCUGUCUGGGUUGGUAUUGCCACCCAUGACAUUUAACAUGUUGUGAUGCUUGAAAACACAGGAGUAGAGAAAAUCGAUGAAGAUUGUAUUUUUGCACCUUAACUCCACAUUGCUUUAUUGGUUAAUUUAUAUUCUUUCCAUGUAAUUCAUGUAAUUGUAUGUCUGUGUGUGUUUUAUGUGUCACCACCUUUCAUGUUUUUGAUUGCCCUACAAAGAGAAACCAAAUGAGCUGAUUACUGACUAUAAGUUCUCAGCCUUUAUGGACCUAAUCUUAUUUUUAUUUACUUGAGUAAUGUUUAUUCUCUGCAUGAACCAUGAUUUCUCCUGUGAGCCAUUCCAGCAUAAGCUGUGAAUAUGUAUUAACAAAUAUAUACAUUUCUAUUUUUAUAAUCCAUAAGGAUAUGCCUGUUUUAAAUAACAUACAUAUUAACAAUAUCUAUCAGGAAAACCCUCAAGACAGCUUCUAGUUAAAACCUUUGUUGCUGUCCUCUCAAACUAUAUUUACAAAAAUUUGCUAGGGCCAAAUCCAUACUUGCAGAAUAAUUCAUCAAAUUUUAUUUUUAAGUGAAAAGUAACCUUUCAGGCAUUUCAGCAGCAUACAUUGACAACCUAGGGUAUAUAUGUAUGUAUGUUUCUUAUUGUAUGUCUAUAUAUGUAUGUGGGGAGGACAGGAGUGAAUGUUCACACACUUUUCUUGCGUACUCAACUAAAUUGGAGAAUGUUUCUGAAGAAAAUUGGAUGAAAUUAGCUGCUGAGAUUGAGUUUCUGCCUUAAAAUCUGAAACAAAAAAAGGGACAAAUUGCUGGUAGAUCUACUGACCGUAGCCAUCACCAGAACACUUAGUUUCUUCCCAGACAUGAAUUUCCUGACAGGCUCUGAGCCAGAAACACACUGUGGGCGUGCAUCUGGUUCAGCCCUGGAUAUGCCUCCACUGUGGAGGGAAGCAUUGGAACUGGAGUUGUGCACAGCACCGCAGCUAGUGGGCCUGGCUGGGGGUGCAGAAGGGCAGGGUAGUUCUUUCCAGUUCCCCUUGCAGCUACACUUACUUUCUCCCUGACUACCAAAUGGAGUGACGGUUGAAGAAUCAAGCUCAUAAUAUGAUACACCCAGACAGACCCAGAAAUCUUUUGAUUUCCCCAGCGAGAUACUAUCACUCUCUUCUCUUUCCCAUGGUUAAAACAGGAGUUGUGUUCUCUGUCGCAGCUAAAUUAUUCUUCACUUGAGUGAAGCAAAUAUUUAGCUUCCAAAUAAAGUAUAUUUUGUUCUGAACUGGCAGUUUAAGAGGAGAUACCGUAGUCUAGAUUGUCUUUGAGGUAGAAUAUGCGAUGGACCACAUAGUUUAAGAUUACAAGGUACUUUCCCUCUUCUCUCAGGCCAUGCAUUUGAAUAAAGUGCCUCCCUUAGCCUGAGCUCCUAAAGACCUCUUGUACUUGGUUGCAAACUCAGAUCUCUAGUCUAGUCUAGUCUAGUCUAGUCAUGUGUGACUGUGUACUGAGAUACCACUAGCCCAGUUUGCUGGGUCUCUCUAUGUUUUGGAAGUUGGGGGUUUAAUAAUAUUUAAUAUCUUUUUAGGAUCAUAAACAUAAAUAGGUUUGUUGAUAUUCAGGCCUUCAGAAUUUAAGGGUUUUAAAUAUAGCAUUCAGAUUGUAAUUGGUAUGUUUUUGCCAUCUGGUCUACUCAAUUGUAUAUGUUUAUUUUGCAAAACAACCCAAGACUUACUUUAUGUUGCUUUGUUCAGUACCUUUUGAAUUCCCCCAGAAGAGUUGUUUUCAAAACAAACAUUCCAGAAUGAAUGUCGCUCUUCAAUGGAACGUCUCUGUUGUGCUUGAAGUAUUUCUUCUCUGGUUGUAAUUCUAAAUUACAGAGUCAUUUGAGCUUUCUCCCGUCCCGCUAGUAUCUUUACAGGAGCAGGGAAGAGCAGUGACUUUAUCCUCAGGUAGAGGAUGUAUAAUUUUGGACGAAGUUAAAUUACAAUUUAUUUGAGGUUAUUCCUAAACCUAUUUAUUUGGUAUUUUGGAGGAGAUCACACACUAAGAGAACGUUGAUUGCCUCGGCUAUUGUGCUGGCUGGACACUUUGGUCACUUUUGAAGCAUGUUAAUAAAUGUCACUGAUUAAAACAGCUGGAGCAUUUCCUUCCCUUUCCAGUGAAGGAGCAGCGUAGUGAAAUCCUGGCACCCCUCACCUUUUUGUGAUGACAAGAUGGCUGACAGUCACGGAGUCCAGGAGAAGGUGCUGCUCUCCUUGCUUUCUGAGUAAACAGAGUAAUGUUUUCUUUUUCUUAUUUUCCCAAAGAAAGAAAGAUAAGGGGGAAAAUAUAUUUGUAUGUUUAGACCAGCCAAAUUCUGUCAUUAUUUUAGUAUCAACCUGCUGUAUAUUAGAGCAACUGAAUAUAAUAUGGAAUAAGUUUGACCAGGUCAAGUUUUAGGAUAUAGUUGAAUUUCUUUAAAAAGUUUUCUAUUUUAUCUAAAAUCUUUCUAUUAUAUCUAAAUUAGAAUGAUCGUCCUGCAGCAAAUUCACAUUACUGUUUGCUGGCUAAUUGACAGUAUUUAUCAGCAUCACUAUGUAGCAUUCUAUUUUAGCAUCUUUGAACUAUGAUCAUUUGAUUUGGCUAAUUACAAAAAGUACAGGUUUAAACUGGACUUACCUUGAGUUAAAGGCAAAGAAAAUCUAAAAACAUACAUGUUAUAUUUCACAAGAAAUCAGUUGCAUAUUAUCCAUUACAUAUUUAGUUUUAAAAGGAGGAGUCACCUUGAAUUAUUUUCUGAGUCACCUUGAAUUAUUUGAUCUCUCAACCUGCUUUCUCAUCUGUAAAAAUGGGGGGAGGAUAACUUUCACAGGGUAAUUGGUAGGCUAAAUAAGAGUUACAGAAAACUGUUAAAUAGGAAAGAACUACAUUAAAUUUAAAUAUUCACAUUA